AUGCGUGCCCCCAUGGUCGGCGACAAGCGACAACUUGCCUCCGACUUACGAGUCGGGAGGGCUGCCAACCGCCAGUCACGGUCGUGCAAAGUCUGCCGGCUCCGCAAAGUCAAGUGUGAUCGUGUGAAGCCAUGCCAUGCCUGUUGUGCCCAUGGAUACCCCUCGAAAUGCGUGUACGAGGACGUUCCGGAUGAGGAUGCCAGGCCGAUCAGCCAGGCGGAAGAGAUCAGGAACUUGCGGGCGGAGAUCCGGGAGCUAAGAUCGAGAAUUGAUGCCAGGAACGAUGAUCGAGGCUCGAGAUCUCGGGAUUUGCGGCAGCUGGAGCAGCUUGAAGGCUUGUUUGACUCUAUUCGAUCUGCUCCGCUCGACCUUGUGGAGGAGCUUGUUCGUGAGCUUCGCUCUGCUCAUGGAGGUCUUACGAAGGAUUUGGUUCCUGUAGGACCAUGGGAAGGCCGUGAAGCCUAUGACUCUUUUGAACAUCCAUCACGACCGUCUUCAACUUCGCCCGCUCGCAAACGGCUGUUGUUGAAUUCUGCUACCGAGGAUUUCAAUAACUUUGAAGAUGAUAUCGACCAUGACAGAGCGUUUGAGCGAGAAAUGUCGAUUGGCAGUGGCUCGGACUCAUCGGGAGGCUCAUCAGUAUUGAGCUUACAGAGACCAGUGGUUGAUGUGUUUGUCGAGAGAUUCGUUGAUGCAUUUAGCCCCGAGGUGGACAUCAAGUCGGGCCGGGCAGGCGCAUUGCGAGCCGCCGCCGGCAUUCGAAUGUUUUCGCCUCUGAUCAGCGAUGCGUUCGAGGCUGUCUCGGUGGCCUUCUUUGGUCGGUCUGUCCAGAACAAACAAAUCGAGGCCUCUGGGUUCCGACUGUAUCCGCGGGUGCUGCGUGGUCUGCAGGAUGCAUUGAUUGAUCCUGAGAAGUCUAAAGCCGAAUCCACGCUGGUCACUGUGAUUCUGCUACUGGCUUUCGAGAGCGUUGAACGCACGACUGACAGCGGUGUCUCGGCCCACGUUCGGGGUGCGGUGCGCUUGAUUGAGCAUCGUGGACCGGAAAACCAUAUGUACGGCGUGGAACAUCUUUUAUUCACUGAACUUCGUCCUUACUGGAUCGGUGGUGCUCUGGCUGCUCGACAAGAGUCCUUCCUAGCACGAGAAGAGUGGAAGACUAUCCCAUGGUCCGCAGGAACAACCACAAAGGAUAUUUUACACCAUCUGCUCGACCUUGCCGCCCAUGUUCCAGGGUUACUAGAACAAUCCGACUCCUUCAAAGCAGCACAGGCUCGCUCCGUGCUGGGUGCUCACGAAAUCACCGUCAAGCAGACCACCCUGUGGAACGGCAUUGGCGAACUUACAAUGAAGUUCUACCAAUGGUACGAAGACUGGGUUAAGGUCUACCCGGAUGGACCACCUGAAGAAGUCGAGCAAACAGGAGCAGAUGAUUUCCCUAUUUUCCAGCGGCGCGACUUCCGCACUGGGGCUACUUUUACCCCAACCCGAUUUACAUACCCGAACCUCCUUCUCGCACAAACCAUGUGCCUCUACUACAGCUUCCGACUGAUCCUCUCGUCGGUCGAUACCCGUCCCCAGGACCGCGUCACACCCCUGGAACAAUACGACCUCGGAUGUGGAAUUGCCCGUACGCUGGAGUUCUAUAUCACGACAGCGCCUGGCAACAUGAUUAACCGCCUUGCAUUCCCCACUCGCGUAGCAUGGGAAGCCUUCCCCGAAGGAGGGCCGGAGCGCCGGUGGAUGGUGGAGUUGUUGCAUUUGGUAGCACGGCGACACUCCCUGGGGCUUUGGGGCAGUGCCAUGCCUGAGUUAUCCACUCAGCAAGAUUCGCCCUUGAAUUCAGGUAGCCCUUAG
Molecule: messenger RNA, 1857 nt
Organism: Penicillium nucicola
Lineage: Eukaryota; Fungi; Ascomycota; Eurotiomycetes; Eurotiales; Aspergillaceae
Product: Zn(II)2Cys6 transcription factor domain-containing protein
Exons: 6
Coding region: 1-1857 (618 amino acids)
Biological process (GO): regulation of DNA-templated transcription
Molecular function (GO): DNA-binding transcription factor activity, RNA polymerase II-specific; zinc ion binding
Source: RefSeq, a predicted model, not a curated record